AUGGCAUUCACACCUACGCAUCCUUACAACGCCUGGCGUGCAUCGACCGGCGUUACCGAAUUCCAGGCCACCAUGGCCGACGCAUGCCGCAACUACUACGAGGGUACGACCAGGCCCUACAACAAAACGAGAGUCCUGGCUGUCUGUUGGGAGAAGGAUGAGUUCUCAGGCCUUGGCACCCAGGCCAGGCGUGUUCGGGACCUCUUUCAGCAGUCCUAUGGCUACGAUGUCGAGCUUUUGGUUAUCCAAAUGCAGGAUCCAAACCCAGAUGCCACGAUUUCAUCCAACCUCGGUCGAUUGCUCAGUGGACUCAAAGAAGGUGACUUGGCCAUUUUCUAUUACAUUGGCAACGGAGACCAAGGGGGCUUCCAAGAAGUGCGAGCCCAGAUCAUCGACCCAUCUCCUGCUGACGUCCUCAUUCUUUUGGACUGCUGUGUUGCUCCUGGGAUAGGCAUUGGACACCGCAAGGAACUGAUUGCAGCAUCAGCCUUUGACGGGACAACUGAAUAUAGCCCGUCUGGAUUUACCGAUGCCCUCGUCCAGCAACUUCAGCAUGCCAUUGACAACCGACACAUCCUAUCCACGGCGCAACUCUACAAUCGCCUGGCCACUCCACACUUGGCCACUCAACAUUUGGCCAUUCAGGGCCGAAUUCCCCAGCUCAAUGCCAUGCCCUACUUCCUCCAGAACUCAGGGGAGAAUCGGGCACCCAUCAUGCUGGCUCCCAACAUGUCUCAUGAGACCUGGACUCCGGGGGCGGUCUUGGCAAUCUUUCAAAGCCCAGUCAUCGUCAUCCUUCACGUCCAUCUUCGAGAUACUCACGCUGCAACUUUGGACCAGGUGAGACAUUGGCUCUUCGAAAACCGUCCUCAUAAUAUCGAUAGGGUCGGGAUCAAAUCUAUGUCCCCAUCUUUACCUAAAGGUGCGAUUGCCAUCAUCAGCGUUACCUUGUAUAUAUGGUACACGCUCCGCGAGGACCCGGCCAUUUCAUUUAUUGGCUUUGAGGAAAAUGAUGACCCUGCUAUACAUAAUCCCCCGGUUAUGCCAUAG
Messenger RNA from Fusarium keratoplasticum, 1050 nucleotides. RefSeq lists its product as uncharacterized. The transcript has a single exon. The record is from RefSeq and is a predicted model, not a curated record. NCBI's taxonomy places the organism in Eukaryota, Fungi, Ascomycota, Sordariomycetes, Hypocreales, Nectriaceae. The coding region runs from base 1 to 1050 and encodes 349 amino acids.